Molecule: messenger RNA, 1155 nt
Organism: Drosophila takahashii
Lineage: Eukaryota; Metazoa; Arthropoda; Insecta; Diptera; Drosophilidae
Gene: Psf3
Product: DNA replication complex GINS protein Psf3
Biological process (GO): mitotic DNA replication initiation
Cellular component (GO): GINS complex
Source: RefSeq, a predicted model, not a curated record
CUCCUCCGCCUUCGCUGGCUGUUGUGCAGCCCUGGCAACCGCGCAAACAUAAAUAAAUGCUCCUCGGUUAUUACAUUUAUCCAUUUAACCGCCGGCAUGAACUACUUUCCCAACUACUACUCCAUCGAGGACAUAUUCGUGACCCAGGAGAAGGUGGAGUGCCGGGUGAACACCAAGCUGCAGCGGAUGGGAUUCCUGGAUUCUGGAGCUGAAUCCGAUGAUUUAGAGCCCGGACGGACGGUCAACCUGCCGCUGUGGUACAUCAAGGAGCUGAAAGUGAACAAUGCCUACUUCACCGUCGCCGUACCAGAAAUCUAUCGCAACGUGCACAAGGCCGUCUGCGAGGCGGAGACCACCCACAUCGAGCUGGGCCGCCUGCAUCCGUACUUCUACGAGUUCGGCCGCUACCUGACGCCCUACGACCGCAACCACGUCAUCGGGCGCAUCAUCUUCGAGACGCUGCGCCAGCGGGUGCGCCACCUGCUCGACAUCUCCAAGAGCGACGGCCAGGCGGCCAAGGCGGAGCACCGGCUGGACAACAUCGAGGCCAAGCUGCACGAGGCGGGCGUGCGCACCCACAGCCAGUACAUCGAAUGGCUGCAGAUGACCGGCAACAAGAUCCGCACCUCGGAGCUGGUGGAGGAGCACCAGAAGAAGCGGCGGCGGGCCGAUCGCAGCGAUGACGAGGGCGAGUCCCUGCCCAACAGCAAGCGGGCCACCUUGUGACCUGGACCAACCCAUCCCAACAUAAACUGGUGUCUUGGAACUGUAGCAACUUUAUUUCGUCCAUUCUUUUUGGUGGCCAUAGGGCAGCCUCAACUCUCAAAAAUACACAUCAUCUACGCAAUCGGCUACAGCCAUUUGUACGGUUCGAAAAUACAUACAUGGGUUCAUCGCAUACACAUCUACACAUAACUAAGCAUCCGAUCUGGGGGCCCGGUCUUAAACUAAUCUAUUUGGAGCUGCCGGCACGCGCUUUAAAUGGACCUGGCAAUAAGCCAAACAACCGCGCAUCCUUAUACGAUUUUGCGCCACAUUAUUACAUAUAAAUAGUUAACUACAUAUAUAAUUAUAAUCUUGUAAGCUCAAUUAAAAUUUGAUUUUGUGCUAGUUUCACAUACAUUUCACAAAUAAACAUUCACCAAUGUCAGCAUA